AUGAGACUUGCUUUUCCAUUUCCUCCUGGAGUACAGUUUAUGAGACCCCAUGUCCCACCCCUUGUCCCUCGAACAUAUCUCUACCCAGACACAUCCAUCUCAUCUACUUCUCAUUCGAUUUCCUCUAGUUCUUCUGACUCUGCAGAUUCCUUUCACUACUCAAACACCCUUUCUGCUACUGGAAGGAAGAUGACUGCUUCUCAUACCAAACUUCCUCCUAGUUUUGACUUCUCUGAGCAGAAACCUAGUGGGGAAGGAGGAAAACUGAAGGGAAAAAUGGUAGAGAAAAGUGAACUUCCUGAGGAUGUCUUUGAUAUUAUAUCCAAGAAACUAGAUUUUGAUGACCUCUUUCAGUUUGGUGGAGUGUGCAAGAGCUGGAGGAUAUUUCACAAAAGUUACUUGAGAGAUUUGAUGGCAUCCCAAGAACCAUUAGUGGUCCAAACAUCAUUUCUCAUGCAAGCUUAUUCUUUCUUUAGCACACCUGAACAAAAAGUGUAUGGCUCGGUGCGAAAUUGCUACUUGAGUGAGUUUUUCUAUUCAGGGUCUUCCUGUGGAUAUGUGAUUAUGGUUGGUAUUUCAAACAACAAACUUCUUCUAAUGAAUCCUUUUGUGAGAAGAAAGGUGGAAAUCAAUAUGUCAGCACUUAAUGGUAACAUAGAAUAUUUGGGUUGCAAUGCCUUAUUUGCUUUUGCAAAAGGUUCAGAGGAAUUCAUCGUAGUGGUUUCAGGUAAAUAUUUUCAAUGUUUGCAUAUCUAUGAAUCUCGAAAUUCUUGUUGGGUUACUUGUUCUGCACAGGGAGAACCUUGGACAGUAGUUGACUUUGUGGUUUUUGAUAACACCAUAUAUGCUAUCACUAACAAGGGUGAGAUAGGAGUAUUGAGGCUGAAUUCUCCAACUUUGAAAUUUCUAAAAUUGAAGAAUAUUCCCAAGAUAAUUGGCCUUAUUCUUAAGUUGGUUAGUUGUGAUGGGCAACUUCUAGUGGUUAAUUUUGCAUCUAUGGAAAGAUUGGAUGUAUACAAGAUAGAUUUCUCAACCAUGGGUUAUGUGAAGAUGGAAACAAUGGGAGACAUUGCAUUGUUUUUUGGGUGGACGAAGUGCUAUGCAUUGAGCAAUCCAAGUAGGUGGGGAUAUGAUAGCAACUCUUUGUACUUUGUUAAUCGUUCAACUGCGGGAGGGAGUGUGUAUUCAGAGGAUAUGAAACCAAAGAAAUCAAUUUUACCUUCGAGACCUCCACCUAGUGAUCUUAGAUCAUCUCUCCACUGGUUGGACUGGUGUUUCAAGCGUCAUGACCAGGUAGAUUAUUCUGUGGUUCACUAA
This is a messenger RNA of Abrus precatorius (Indian licorice), 1317 nucleotides long. RefSeq lists its product as uncharacterized. NCBI's taxonomy places the organism in Eukaryota, Viridiplantae, Streptophyta, Magnoliopsida, Fabales, Fabaceae. Bases 1 to 1317 code for a protein of 438 amino acids. The record is from RefSeq and is a predicted model, not a curated record. The transcript is spliced from 3 exons. Gene Ontology annotation, molecular function: protein binding.